Molecule: messenger RNA, 1164 nt
Organism: Lasiosphaeria miniovina
Lineage: Eukaryota; Fungi; Ascomycota; Sordariomycetes; Sordariales; Lasiosphaeriaceae
Product: ACT domain-containing protein
Exons: 2
Coding region: 1-1164 (387 amino acids)
Source: RefSeq, a predicted model, not a curated record
AUGAACGCACAGAUAACCUUUCUUGAUGAAACCUUGAGACUGAUCCACGUACCUCUGAGCCUCUACUCGAGCUUCCUCCAGCCAAUCCUCAAUGUGCUUCUCCCGAAGAGCCAGGGUGCCAGUGGAAGUGCCCAGCAACCCGAGCUCGAGAGCUCGACACUUGGCAACCAACAUGGCUUCCUAAACAUUAGCGUCACUCCAAUCGAGUGUUCGAUUGUGUGCCACAGCGCCUGGGCCAAGAGUGUCUUUGAGCCGGCCAUCAAGAAGUUGCCCAAGGAGCUCUCCAAGACGGUCUCGAUUUCCAAGGACUCGUAUGCCGUCAUCUCGGUCAUCAGCGCCGGCAUGGAUGCUGGCUCGAGGGUGGUCGACCUGACCUCGCCUCUCGCACUGGCCGGCAUCCCCAUCUUCUUCAUAACGACGUACUACUCCGACUUCAUCCUGGUGCCGACCAAGGACCGGCAGAGCGUCGUCCAGGCCCUCUUAGCCCGGGGCUUCGUCUUCUCCGAGGAUGAGUCUUCGUUCAAGCCCGCCAUUUCCCCAGCCCAUAGCCGGGGGACGAGCCACAGCAGUGAGCCGCCGUCGACGCCGCCGCCGUCGAGUGUCGGCGAGUUGCAAACCCGAACGUUUGCGCUGCUCAAGAAGCGGAACGUGGUGCCGUACAUAGACCCCGAUCUGCAGCUGAUACACUGCUCGGGCCGGGAGAAAUCCUCCUUCAGGGGCUAUUCGGACCGGCCCUCGAUGGCCAGAACCCAGACCAACGGAAACCGCCGAAGCUGGUUCGACACGUUGGACACGAAGCUGUACCUCAGCAUCGUCUCGGCGCUGGCGUCUCAGCCGCGGUUCCUGUCCAUCACCCUGGCCGAGGACGACCCGCCUUCGCUGCUCCUGGACAAGUCCCUGCUGGGCGUCUUUGGGGAUUCCCUGGUAGGCCCUACCGAAGGCACGCUGGUCCCCAUCUUUCUCGAUCUCGACAAUCUGCCCUUCGAGGCCACUGGGAUCGUUUCCGGCGUCGCUGGAAAACUGGUGCAGGAGAUGCACAUGAUGGAGAGCGCCGAGCUGUCGUACCUCUCGACUGCGCGCGCUGGCGCCGUCAUUCUCUCCGCCGAGCAGUCGGUGAAAGCACUGGCCAUCUUGACGCCCCUGCUGACCAAGGAGGAGCAGUGA